Tripterygium wilfordii is the source of this 598-nucleotide messenger RNA. RefSeq names its product NADH dehydrogenase [ubiquinone] iron-sulfur protein 6, mitochondrial-like. Lineage: Eukaryota; Viridiplantae; Streptophyta; Magnoliopsida; Celastrales; Celastraceae. The coding region runs from base 48 to 359 and encodes 103 amino acids. The record is from RefSeq and is a predicted model, not a curated record. Gene Ontology annotation, biological process: mitochondrial electron transport, NADH to ubiquinone. The transcript is spliced from 3 exons.
CAUGUACAUCGUCUCUCAGUGUCCCGGAAGAUCUCGAGCAAACCAGAAUGGCGUUGAGUCUGUUGCGAGCCCUACGCACAUCAUCAAAUUUGGGGAGAAAAAAUACAAGAAGUCUGAGCCUCAUUCCCGGUCAAAUCAGCAACCACACUGCCAAAUGGAUGCAGGAUACAAGCAAGAAAUCUCCAAUGGAGUUGAUCAACGAAGUUCCACCCAUCAAGGUUGAGGGCAGGAUUGCCGCUUGUGAAGGAGAUAUUAAUCCUGCACUUGGGCACCCAAUUGAGUUCAUAUGCCUCGACUUGAAGGAACCAGCUGUCUGCAAGUAUUGUGGCCUACGCUACGUCCAGGAUCACCAUCAUUAAAGACUGCCUUCUGCUACAUAGUAUAUCAUCUUCUUGGAGCAUUUCAUUUCAUGCUUCUAAUUGUUAAAUCAAUGCUCUCCUGCUCUUUGUUUAAUAUCACAGAAUAAAGACUAUAUUUCCCAUGGUCGUUUGGGUUAAUGGAUUCGUGUAGAAACCCCAACAUGGUUUGGGGGCUGCUGCUGAUGAAUUGUAUUGGUCUUAUAUCAUUCUGGCUUCUGUUCUUAUUUGCUUUUGGACCU